Molecule: messenger RNA, 1253 nt
Organism: Saccostrea cuccullata (small rock oyster)
Lineage: Eukaryota; Metazoa; Mollusca; Bivalvia; Ostreida; Ostreidae
Exons: 4
Source: RefSeq, a predicted model, not a curated record
GAUCAAAGCCUACACAAAAAACUACAUAUACAUCAAAAGUAGAAAAUACACUUGGCAAGAAGCUCAAGAAGUGUGUGCUAGUUUGAAUGGUUCUCUUGUAAACCUGGACAGCUGGGAGAUGCACGACUAUGCCUGGAUCGGUUUGACCAAUACAGCCUCUGGCAUGGAAUGGCAGGAUUGUACACCAUUCAAUUUUUCAACAUUUGUUUACUUUAAAGAUUCUAAUCACAUGUAUUUCGAUUCCAGCAAACAAUGCUACAAAACUAAACCAGAUCUAGAUUUUAAGUAUGAACAAAAGGAAUGUGAUGAAGACAAUGGCGCUAUAUGUGAACAGCGAAUUGAAGGUGAAGUAAAGCAGGAAAGUGACGUCAUAACCCCUACACCGGUAAAAGAUCAGAACGUUGUUCUAGACUGUUCAAAUACAGCAAAAAACCCGAUAGCGUCAGCUUCUCUUUCCUAUGUGUAUUUGCCAAUUAGCUGCUACAACUAUUCAACUGUGGAAAAUGUUACCAUCGUGGAAAGCACUACAGUAACACAGAACGUCACAAUAACAGAUGAGGUCACACAAUCUGUAGAAGUCACACUCACUGUAAAUUUUACCAUGACGGAAAAUGUCAACAUAACAGAUUAUGUCAUAGUAAAAGAAAACGUCACAAGGACAGAAAACGUCACAGUGACGCAAUAUAUUGAAAGGACAGAAUACGUCACAGAAAACGCGGUUACAGCAAUCGUGACUUCUUUUGCUCCCUACACAGUUACUGUACAAGUGCCUAUUACUCCAUUACCAUCUGCUUGUGAAGAUCAAACGUCUUACAUAAAUACUUCAAACACUCGUUAUAUAGAGGAGGCGGUGCAGAAUAUUUCUAAAGCAUUAUACAUGGAUAAAAAGACGACUAAUUCUUACAUACGAACAAAAACAAGUGCACAGGAUAAUCGACCGUCUUCAGUGACGAUGGGAUACGUAGGUAUCGUGUGUGUGGUUGUGCCGUUAGUUCUAAUUCUGUUGUCGGAUUUAAAAACGAUUUAUGUUCAUAUGUCGGCUGUAUGCAGGAGUUAUAAUGGACCACCAUCCCCGCCAGCAUGACAAUGUGGGCUGGAUGGAUUUGGACUUUAUUUUUUUUACUCAUUGAAGCCUUUGCUCACCCUUGCACAAUUUAUAUAGAGACAAAGGGAUCACGAAUGCGUUGCAUGCAACAUAUUUCUCCAUAAUCCUUGAUGGUUCUGACAUUGAACACUAUUUUUUUAUAUGUGCA